GCCCCGGGCGCGCGGCGGCCCAGGUGUGUGUGUGUGAGUGUGUGUGUGUGUGUGUGUGAGUGUGUGUGUGUGUGUGUGAGUGUAUGUGUGUGAGUGUGUGUGUGAGUGUGUGUGAGUGUGUGAGGGCGCGAGGGUGCCGCCGCCGAGCGCCAGCAGGACCCGCGGGCGCGCUCCCCAGCCUCUCUCUCGCUCUCCCCCCCUCCCGCCAGAACCAUGUCGGGCAGGUCGGUUCGAGCCGAGACCAGGAGCCGGGCCAAAGAUGAUAUCAAGAGGGUCAUGGCGGCUAUCGAGAAAGUGCGCAAAUGGGAGAAGAAGUGGGUGACCGUUGGUGACACAUCCCUCCGAAUCUACAAAUGGGUCCCUGUGACAGAGCCAAAAGUUGAUGAUAAAAGCAAGAAUAAGAAGAAAGGCAAGGACGAAAAGUGUGGCUCAGAGGUGACCACUCCCGAGAACAGCUCCUCACCAGGGAUGAUGGACAUGCACGAUGAUAACAGCAACCAGAGUUCCAUAGCAGACGCCUCCCCCAUCAAACAGGAGAACAGCAGCAACUCUAGCCCUGCCCCAGAGCCUAAUGCAGCUGUGCCCAGUGAUGGCACUGAAGCCAAGGUGGAUGAGGUGCAGGCUGAUGGGAAAGAGCUCACUGGAGCUGAAGAUGCUUCUGACGAGCAGAACUCACAGUCUUCAAUGGAAAACUCGAACAGCUCAGAGAAAGCAGAACGGCAGCCAUCUACAGAGUCAGGGCUGGUGACAGAGAUGUCGGCAAUCUCUCAGGAUUUGGAAGGAGCACCACCCUCUAAAAAGAUGAAGCUGGAGGCCUCUCAACAGAACUCAGAAGAGAUGUAGACACUGAGUGGAACCCUCCGGUCCAUGUUUCAUGGCAGGUACAUCAGCAGGCUUAAUUCUAGAACAACAUUGCCCGAGUGAUUCCUCUUGGGUGCGAACAGAACUACUAAUGUUUCAAGUUUACCAAGUGCAAAUCCAAGAAAACCUAGAACAGCAUAACUUCUCGGACACUGACGAACUCUGCUGUGAAGCAAAACACUCGAACCUUGAAGUGACUGUCCUGGGGAGGCGGGUUGACAGCUCAGGAGUGUCUGCACACUGUCUCGGAAGCCAAGAUUACAUUUUGUGUUGCUGCUGUAUUUUUCCCCCACUUCUCUAUUUAACGAUAUAAGCUAUUUGAGGGUGGUAUCGAUCAGGAAUUCACUUUUUGUCGGGGCUUUUCACUGUUCAACCAGUUCCUUCCACUUUCUUUUUUUGUGCCUUGUGCCCUUGAGGUGACCUCUGGCAUGUUUCCUGGUUUUUGCAUCUUCUUGCAAAGUGCCCUCUCAUUUUGUUUGGGGCAGCUACUGCCCCUUACUGCCUCUCUUCCCUGCCCCAGGACUGCUUCAGAGCAGGCAGGGUGGAGCCACCAGAGAACAGGUGCCCUUCAGUGGCUCCUAUUUCAGAUGGGCAGUGCUUAGGCAUGCCCUAAGCCCUUGAUGGGGUCAGCCUCAAUUUCCAGGGCCUCUGGGGUUACAGUGUCAACCCCAUUCCCCAAGGGCUGGCUUCCUUGGUCCAGGACAUGUUUGUACCUCCUGGAUCCAUGGGGGUUAGGGGUUUACAAGCCACAGAAGCCCAGAUUGAAAUGCAAAGCCCUUAGAUUCUUCUGGCACUUCCACCCUAUUACCUUCCCCACCACCACCACCUCCAUCACUGCUUUCUCCAGGAUCUCCGAAAACGAAAUGACUGACUGUGAGCUUGUCUCCUUGAGACAGUACGGGGCUUGGGAGGCUGGGAGCAUGCGGCAGGAAUAGCUGGUGCUGAACUUUCUCACGGGACAUUGCUUGGAUUUCAAAUCCAUGGAAACCUGCUGCCCUUUAUCCCCGUCUCCCAUGUCCCCAACCCCAGGCAAGAUGCUCCCGCAUCAUGUUCUGACUCUUAAGAGGCAACAGGUGGAUGGAGUCUCAUUCCCAGCACGUGUUAUUGGUCUCCACUGGGGAGCAGACCUUGAUGAUUGGGCCUCAAAGGUCAGAAACAAGGCACCAAGGAACCGGGAAGAUUUGCACACCCCCCCAGAAAGGAGCAACCGAGUCUACCCCUUCCCCCAAUUCCGCUUGCACCAGGACAGCCUCCUCUCACUCAGUGGAGACAGCCCUUUGGACAAACUGCCUGACUGUUCUGAGGCCUGGUUUGCUCUUAAUUAAUAUACGGACUCCUCAGACCUUAAAACUUUUCCUAAGCUUUCUUUAAUGCACUGGAGUUCUAACUCCCUUUGAGUUGUGUGUUACUGGGGUGGGGGGUGUUUUUGUUUUGUUCUGUUUUUUGCUAUUUGGUGCAUAUUCAGGUACCACCUUUGACGUGUGGCUCUUUCUCUGGACCACCAUGGGAAGUGUCUGCCAGGCUCCAUUUUCUCAGUUUCUGAGGGUGAAGCUCCUGUUUUUAAGGGAGCUUAUCUAUUUCCUGCAUUGCAAGAAGAACUGAAUGUUCCUGAACUUCAAAUACCUCAUGCAAAAAUGUCUCCUGAAAUAAGGGAAGAAAAAAAAAAAAAACUUUGAAAAUCUUGAUGUCAAUGUUAGCAAUGCUGAAAAUAUUUCUGUCUUAAAAGAAAAAAAAAAUUCUUGUGCUUAGCAAUUUUGCCCCUCAGGCAGCCAGUUCUAUAAAGAACUGUGUUCUGCAUCUUGGCUCCAAAGCAACCAGAUGCACAACCUGCAAAGUCUCUCAAGGUCAAGGCGGCUUUAUCUCCAGAUCCUAGAGUUAGGGCAACAUUUUUUCUUUUAUAACAAAACUCCAUUUUGAUGAAAGAUGAAUUUGGAUAUUUAUUUCUUUUUUGGGAAGCGAGAGGUUACAACAUAAACAGCUGAAGAAAAACCCAACACAUAUCCACGGAGCCAGCAGGGAGGCCAGGGCCACCUGCUCCUCUUCUGCCCACCGACGACUCUCCUGACAGUCAAGGGGAGUUGGUGCAGUUGAGGAUGAAGAUGAUGUCGUCCAUGGUACUGAGGCUAUCAUUAGUUUUUCUCUGAAGUGCCUGAAGGUAGGAAUGGGCCGUUGGUGGGGACCAACUGGGCUAACCCCCAUGGCCACGCCAGGCAAAGAGCCAGCAGCCCUGCACUCCACGCUGGCCAGGAAAGCCUUCCACGCUGAGCGGUCAGACUGCAAAAUCCAAUGUGCUUCCUUCCCCGCCGCGGGUCCUCUCCCUAGAGCCGCAGCUCCCUACCCCCUGCACCCCUCGCCCUCAUCCCCACCACAAAAUCUAAGACCUUUCAUCUGGCCGAGCCAGGGGCAGGGAAUCCUAAGCAAAUGCCUUCCAUGGACAUCAGGUCCCAUGGCCUAAAGGGCUCCCAGGGCAAACGUCCCCCAAAACUUGAAGGUGGGGGAACUGCAGCUACACAUUCCACAAAGUGCUGGCACUUACACCCACAACCCGGAAGGCUGUUGACCGAUUCUUAGAGGGUGGUGACCGCCCAUCAUCAGACAGUGUCAUGGUUUGGAAUGUUUAUUAUUGCCGAGGACCUGGUUAGAGGUAUAAAGUCCUUUUUUCACCGUUACUUAAUUUUUUCCUCUUAAAAAAAAUUUUUGGUGUGUUGUACAGCAGUAUAAUUUUUCACUUAUUUAUUCCAUCAGUAGGUAUGGUUUGUACAAUGUACAAUGGUUCCAUUUCAGAAAAUAAAAUAAAAAAAUCAGAUUAUGAGUUCA
Molecule: messenger RNA, 3678 nt
Organism: Nannospalax galili (Upper Galilee mountains blind mole rat)
Lineage: Eukaryota; Metazoa; Chordata; Mammalia; Rodentia; Spalacidae
Gene: Bcl7a
Product: BAF chromatin remodeling complex subunit BCL7A
Exons: 6
Coding region: 214-843 (209 amino acids)
Source: RefSeq, a predicted model, not a curated record